AUCUGACAAUUUCCGAAGAUUUCAUAUUGACCUCUCGCUUUUUCAUCAUUCCAUCUCGCUAUUUUUGAGUGGUUUUUGCCGUUCGUGCCCUGUGGUGAGCGGUUUUGUCAAUGUGUUGGUGUUGAUCGUGCCUGCUGAGCAACCCGAAUGUGGUUUUGACUAUUUUUCUUCUUUUUUCUGCAACCGAUCGGUACAUCAAUUUCAGCAAAGAAAAAAACAUAAGAAGAAGUGGUGUGUUUCGAUAUAAUUACGAAGGAGUUUUUUGUGGUGGUAGUGCUAACGAAAAUCAAAGUACACUAGAAUUUGCAGGUGAAUGUGUAACAAUAAAAAAAUUAUUGUGCAAGCAACUGCAACCCGGUACGUGAUAAAAAUGUCCAGGAUGAACGGCAAUUUCUACUCGAAAUGUCGCCAAGCAAUGCAGGAGCUUGACCGCGAAUACGAGGACGCAAAGGAACGGCACCGCCGUGCAGGAAAUAGUGGAAGGUUUAAUCUGGUGCCUUUUCCGGAUAUUGAUAUGGAACCAGAACCAUACGCAGCAGGACUACGACCAGCAUCAGCAUCGGCAUCAGCACCAGUACCAACAUCAGCACCAGGAGUCAGCAACACGGAGCUAGGACAGGAUUUUUUAAAUAUAGUUAACAUUAAUAACGGUAGUGGUGAUGGUAAUAAUUAUAAUACUAACAAUUCCGACCAGGAGGACAUUAAUUCGGAUGGGGACAGCUGUGUCGAUUUUGACGACGACAUGGUUGGUCGGGACGAUGCGUACGAUUUUAUCGAUGAAAUGGAUCUUAUAGACAAUCUGAGAUACCUUGUUGUUACGUGUCAGCUCCCCCGUUCGACGGCCAACUUGUUACUGGCGAUCCUACGGAAGAAGCUAAACUUAGAUCUUCCCAAAGAUGCGCGGACCCUAGUGAAGACACCCACUGGGAUUGGAAAGAUUGUUAAACCAAUUCCUGGUGGUGAUUAUUGGUAUGGAGGUCUUAAGUCGGUCCUGGCCCAACAUUUGCAGAACGUCAAUCCCGGAGUGACACCUUUUUCCUUGGACGUGUCAAUCGACGGGCUACCUCUUCACAGAGCUGGGCCAACCCAACUUUGGCCAAUUCUAGUGAAAGUGGUAGAGUUGCCAAAGGUGCCGGUGAUGAUGGUGGCUACGUUUAGUGGCGCAUCAAAACCGGGAAGCAUCAUACCAUAUCUGGAGCCGUUCAUAGAUGAGCUGAAUCUGAUUCAGCGGGAAGGUUUGGUUAUCGGCGAUAAAACGGUGCAUUUUAGAGUCCGCGCUUUUAUCGCUGAUUCACCAGCUCGUGCUUUUUUAAAGGGUAAGUCGUUAUAUAUAAUAUAAAAAUUAUAAAAAUAUAGCCAUAAGAGGUUCAGAGGGGUAAUCAUGGAUUUUUUGUUUUAUUUUUUCAGCAAUAACGAGCUAUACGGGUUAUCACGGUUGUUUGAAGUGUUCUGCUGUUGGCGAAUACUCUCCCAUAGGUAAAAAGAUGAUCUUUGAUACCGUGGAUGCUCCCCUACGUACGGACGCAGGGUUUCGUAAUAGAGUAUGCAGGGGCCAUCAUAAGACAUGGCGAACCCC
Messenger RNA from Anopheles funestus (African malaria mosquito), 1576 nucleotides. RefSeq lists its product as uncharacterized. Bases 314 to 1339 code for a protein of 341 amino acids. The transcript is spliced from 4 exons. NCBI's taxonomy places the organism in Eukaryota, Metazoa, Arthropoda, Insecta, Diptera, Culicidae. The record is from RefSeq and is a predicted model, not a curated record.